CUGGUUGAGAGAGCGGUAUCACUGUUGCAUGUCGCUUUCGCUCACUCCGCAUCUCGCGUAUUUGUUGGAUGCAAAGACGCCUAAAAUGAGCGCUUUUUAGACAUACUGAUUGAAGUGAUUUAUUUAUUGGAUCAGAUUAGUGUUCUCCUUUUUUAAAAUUUUGAAUGGUUCAAUGAACGCACUUAUGUUUACUGAAAAUUCUCUGUGGGACUUGGCGUUAGUCUGCAUCGUCUAUGUUCAAAGAAAAGGUUCACUGCGAAGAAAUUCAUGUUGUAGGCAAUAUUUUAGUGUAAGCUAGUUAAUAUUUUAAUUAUUUUUAGAUGUUUAUUUGAAUACCCAUUCAAAAAUAUGGACGGAGGACCAUUUUCAUCGUACGGAACGGGCCUUACACCACAGCCACAGAGUCAGAGUCCUGCACUUUUAUCGCCAGCACUUAGCUUUAAUAUUGGAUCAACACCAAAUCCUGUUCUACCUCCAUCCAAUGCAAGCCUGUACCCUCCUACACCCACUCCAGGUGGGCCUAUGACACCUAUUUCACCAGCAACACCAGCAUCUGAAGGAUCUGGAAUAAGGCCACAGCUGCAGAACAUUGUUUGUACAGUAAAUCUAGAUUGCAAGUUAGAUCUGAAAAAAAUUGCACUUCAUGCAAGAAACGCAGAAUACAAUCCUAAACGUUUUGCUGCUGUCAUCAUGCGUAUUCGAGAGCCACGAACUACAGCUCUUAUUUUUAGUUCUGGCAAAAUGGUGUGCACUGGAGCCAAGAGUGAGGAGAUGGCAAAGCUGGCUGCUAGAAAAUAUGCAAGAAUAGUACAGAAACUGGGUUUUCCUGCUCGAUUUCUGGAUUUUAAAAUCCAGAAUAUGGUGGGAAGCUGUGAUGUGAAGUUUCCAAUUCGGCUAGAGAGCCUUGUGUUGACCCAUAGCCAGUUUUCGAGCUAUGAACCAGAGUUGUUUCCUGGCUUGAUAUAUCGAAUGGUGAAACCAAGAAUAGUGCUGCUUAUCUUUGUCUCAGGAAAAGUUGUUCUGACAGGUGCUAAAGACUGGAGGUACAGGAUGAGACGGGAAAUGCAGGAAAUAAUACCUGGAUUAUUUCUAGGUCCAUAUGCAGCUGCAAUGAAAUCCAAACUGGGGAUCUUGCAAGCUGCAGGAAUAACUCAUAUUGUAUGCAUUAGACAAGAUGUGGAGGCGAGUUUCAUCCGUCCAAAUUUUCCAGGCCUUUUCACGUAUCUGAUUGUUGAUAUUGCUGAUUCAGUUCGAGAAAAUAUAAUACAUCACAUUCCAAAGGUAAAUGAUUUCAUUUCAUACUGUCUUCAGCAAGGGGGCAAGGUUCUUGUGCACGGCAAUGGAGGAAUUAGUAGAAGUGCUGCAAUGGUGAUUGCGUUUGUGAUGGAAAACUAUGGGCUUUCCUACAAGGAUGCAUUUUCAUAUGUACAGGCCCGAAGGUUUUGUAUUAAUCCAAACGAAGCCUUUGCAAAUCAGUUAAUGGAAUAUGAACCAAUCUACAAAGCUCGUCUUUCCCAUAAAAAUGGUCAGUGGUCAUACCAUGCAGGAUCCCUAAAGCGAAAGGACAGGGAAGAAGAUGAGAUGAUGGAGGACAGGGAAGACAUGGUGGUCUGAAUACAGAAACACUGUUAUGCAACUUUGGCAGCUAUUGCAAUGAUUGUGUUCCUAAGUUUCAACCUGUAUUAGAAUGCUUGUUUUUACCUAAGUGAGAGAGGGCAAGAGAGAGAAUGUAAAUAGGUAAAUGUGUUUCUUGUUGGUCUGCAUAAAGAUGAAAUAUCAUGAAAUACCUCCUCCAAUGCAUGAUAUCAUGCCUGUGAUAGAAGGCAGUGACAGAUUGGACAGACAGUACUAAAGCAGUCUGACUCAGUACUGCAACAACCAACAUCAGCAACGAAGUUCUAGGUCUUUUUGUGAUCAGAAAUACUCAGGUUUGCGUGAUGGCAUUAUCCUACCUUUUCAGAUAAAGUGAUUUAAAUCCCUCCUAAUUUUGCAGAAAGAGACAAGAAGCUUUCUUUUAUAAGGUUCAACAGAGUAAAGCGAUGAUCAUUAUACACUCUUUGCAUGCCUAUCCUUUACAUUAGUUUGAACAGUUGUGUAUUCAAGUACAUGAAUAGAUAUAUUUUAUUGGAAAUUUCAGGUUCUUCGUAGGUGACCAGAUAAACGUUUCUUUAUAUGAUUGGUUUAUCUGUGAAAGUUUUGGUGGCCACUUUUUAGGGAGGGGAGCAACAGGGUUUGGGGAGAGAAUGCUAGGCUAAAGUACGACUGUUGUUAUGGAAGUAUCUUUACUACUUACUUAUUUUAUAAAUCUUUUGUCUGGUAGGCUGUGAUAUAUAGUACCGACACAAGAUUUAACAGGUUGCAUCACAACAGGAUUCUUGGGCUGAGAUAAACUUAGAUCGUAAAUAUUUUAUAUGAGACUGGUGUGGUGGCUGGUUUUAUUUAUAUGAUGCCUUGACUUUUUUUGUGAGUAGUGGGAGGUAACUUGAAGGCCAUUUCUUGGUUAUACAAGAUAAUUAUAAGCAUCCUUGCAUUGUCUAAAGGCCCGACCACUCUUAGACCAACUUUUGGAAAUUUUGAUGACCUUAGCAUACAAAUUGGAAGACUUUCCUGCAGAGUUUUGUCUAAUCUUAAAUAAGGUUGUCAUCUUUUGCCACUUAAGUUGGUGUAUCUUAACACUCUGAUAUUGGUUAUGUACUAAAGUGGACAAAGGGUAAAACUCACUGUCAGCUGUUACAGGCUUAUAAGCAGUGUUUUUACAAUUACCCUCAGUUCUUUGUUAUUGCCUUUCCCCACCAAAAAGGCAGGCCUAAAGCGCUUUACAUAAAACAAGAAGAUAUAAUAAUAGUAACUGCUAAAAGCACAAGGUCAUCAAUUCUGGAAUCAAAGAAGUAUAAAUUAUCAUAAAGUAGUCAAGAAAAUCUAUGGAGCAAGAUGCAGAAUAAAUACACUUCUCAUGAGGAAGCCAAUGUACAUACACAGAUCCAAACUCUAAAAAUGUAGCGAUAAAGAAUGAGGUCCAAGGAUGAGAAAAUGUGAAGAGUGUAUGGUUUGUAGAUUAUAAGUAAAAUACUCAUGUUCUGCCAUCAAACUGGUUUCUUUAGUAUGCACCCAUUUUAGUCUGUCCUUAUUUGUUGAAAAGUCCUCAUUUCUGGCCUGUCUACCAUAACAUUGGGAUUUCAGCCAUGUUUUGUGUAAUCUAGUCACGAACAGGCCAGUAAUGACCUUAGUAGUCUACUGAUAUUUUUUAAAUUGUUUGGUCCAAGAUUUUACUUUUGCUUUGCUAUUGAUUUCUUUUGGUAUUCGCUGGGUGAGUGUAUGAAGGCAUUAAAUGUCUUAUUGGGAAGACAAAAAUGCAGGUUGUUUUCAUUUCUGUUUUUCUACUCAUUUAUUAUUAACCUAGUGCUAAGGUAGCAGAAAUCAUCACAGGGAUAACUGAACAUUAUAAUGGUUCUACUACAACAUUGGACAUAUUUCAUCUGAAUCCUUUAUUUAUGGAUGUAUUUAUUUACAUUGACAUAUUUUUGUCCAAAAAAUGGCUCGGAGAGAAAAAAAAAGGUAUGAGGAAAGGGGGAUUGUGUUAGAGGAGUGAACAAAGGAGAUAUGACAGAAUGACGAGGAUAACUAAGUGAAGCAGGUGGCGGGAGAGAUUUAAUGUUUAUAGUAACUUAAAAACUAUACAUUUGACUUAGGAUUAGCCUUCUAAUACAAAUAGAGUGCAAGGUGUUUGCUUAACGAGCAUUGCUAGUAGAAAUAACCAUCAUUAAAAAUGGGUGUUGUGCAGCAGUUAAGUGCCUAAAAUGAUACAAGGAGUUCAAUUAUUUCCAGAGAGUUCUUCAUGACUGAGCCUACUGCAUCCUACCACCUAAUAACUAGAAAGAAUGUUUCGUUUCCUCACAGUUAAGAGUAUAUCUGCAAUCUUUAAUGCAUAUUUUGCUAGCAAAUACUGCCUGCUAGAUACACCCACAUCUUAAGGUUUGCUUGUGUUCUUGUUAAAGGUUUUACCUGCUUCUCUGACAAGGAUAUUUGGUUAUGUCAUUCUUAGAAUAGUUUAAACAUUAUUAUUAAUGUGUUGAAAACGUUUGUUUUAAUGGGUAGUGUUGAGCCUGAGUUUCAUGGCCUGUUAUGCUGUAUGAGGCUGUUUAAUGUUCUUGUUAGGUUGUGAGCAGUGGGUUAUUUGCUAUGUCAUGUUAUUACUUUAUUUACAACAUGGAAUUUUGAAUGUUUCUUAGCUCCAACAGUUUUUUUUUAAGAGUGCAAAUGUGUACAGAAAAAGUAGUUUUCUUUUAUUGCAAGUCACAUGCCAGACUGAAAUUGAAAGUUUAGUCACAGAUAACCAGCUUACUAGAUUUACACUGACAAAAGUGAAAAAUUGUGUCCAGACUGGACAUUGAUGAAUGUUAUUUUCCAAUGAUGACAUUACAUUCAUGCUUGAAAAUACUGCCAUCAUUUUAUAUGUACUGUGUAUUAUUGCAGUUUCAUGCAUUUUUUCACAUUUAAAUUUUGAUAAUAAAACAGAAGGUUUUAAUACA
Messenger RNA from Pomacea canaliculata, 4529 nucleotides. Its product is annotated as TATA-box-binding protein-like. Lineage: Eukaryota; Metazoa; Mollusca; Gastropoda; Architaenioglossa; Ampullariidae. Bases 349 to 1614 code for a protein of 421 amino acids. Gene Ontology annotation, molecular function: protein tyrosine/serine/threonine phosphatase activity; DNA binding; RNA polymerase II general transcription initiation factor activity. The record is from RefSeq and is a predicted model, not a curated record. Gene Ontology annotation, biological process: DNA-templated transcription initiation; protein dephosphorylation. The transcript is spliced from 15 exons.